Rotaria sp. Silwood1 is the source of this 747-nucleotide messenger RNA. NCBI's taxonomy places the organism in Eukaryota, Metazoa, Rotifera, Eurotatoria, Philodinida, Philodinidae. The record is from the annotation of a GenBank genome assembly.
AUGACCGAAGAAAACAUUGAUGAAGAUGUUCUCUAUGUUAUUCAUCAUUUAGUUGAACAACUUGAUAAUGAAAAUGAAUAUGAAUCAGAUGUUCAUAUAUGUGAUGAUUGUUCAAUAAUUGAUUCUUCUGUGAAACGUCAAAUUCGUCCUGAACGUGAAUCAACAACAAAUUCAAAUAUUGAUUUAUAUUUAUGUGAUAAUUGUGCUCAAAAACGUCAUGAUGAUGCACAAAGAGUCUUACAAGAUUUAGAACAUUUAGCACAUGAAGUUGAACAACGUUUACAAGCAAUUGAAAAUACUGAAAGAGAAUUAGAUCAAUGGCGAGAUGCACAAUUACAAAAAAAUCGAGAUUUUUGGGAUGAAUAUCGUCGUCAAGUUGAAAAUUUUUCAGCAUGUCGUAUUCGUACACUUCAAUAUGAAUAUACAAUGCGACAAUUAAAAACUCAACGAAUAAUGAAACGUCUAAAAUGUGCCAAAUAUAUAGCUGAAAAUAUUGAUCAAUUACGUGAACAAUUACAUGAUUUACUUCAACCAUCAUUAAUUGAUUUACUUUCAUCGGAUCAAUUCAAAACGCAAUUUUCUUUAUUUUUAUCACCUAAUGAUGAGAAUGAAAAUUCAACGACAACAUUUGAUCAUCGUCGAGAACUUUAUCAACAACUUGAACAAUUAACUUGUUUAGAUAAAGUUAUUGUACCUGGAGAUGAUAUUGCCAUUGAUGAUGAAAUUAGAGAUGAAGUUGAUGAAUGA